UUUAGCCAAUCAGAGACCUGCUCUGUAGAGGAAGCGCAUUGUUCAAAAUUUUCACUCAGUCGGGAAAAACAGUUGAGCAAAGGAUCGGUGGCUCGACAUUUAGAUUCUAACAGCGUUCGAGGCUUUACUUCGUGCAAAUAAGGCCUUUAUCCUUUUUGAGGCAAGCAUGGCAUUGUCUUCGCCCUAUGGAUGCCCCUCUGAUGAUGAUGAGGAAAGGGCUGUGUUUAAUUCCACAGCAGCAGAGCACGGAGGCCUGGCCAGACCACGUCUGCCUGAGAUAUCUGUCAUUUCUCCUGGCCUGGGCACCCAUGUGUCUGUCACAGAACCGAAGCCAGCAGCUACACCUGGAUUAGUGAGACAAGGAAGCGGUGGUGAAGGAAGUCCUGAAAGGGUAAAAGUUUAUGUGCGCAUCCGGCCACUUUCUGAGGCUGAGAGACAAAGAGGAGAAGAACAGGCUUGUGUGGCUGUCCAGGAUGAAGAGACGCUGCUCCUCAAAGCCCCAAAAGAGUCUCAGAACAUGAGGAUGGCAGAAAGGGGCAUCACACAGAGCAUGCACAAGUUCAGCUUCUCUAAGAUCUUUGGACCAGACACCACACAGCAGCAUUUUUAUGAAUGCACAUUGAAGAAUAUUGUAAAAGAUGUGCUCAGAGGAGAAAACCGACUCCUCUACACUUACGGUGUGACCAAUUCUGGAAAGACUUAUACAAUUCAGGGUAGUGGCCGAGAGGCAGGCCUCCUGCCACGGGCCUUGGUGUCUAUGUUCAGGAAACUGCAGGGCCGUAUCUACGAUGCCAUGGAUCUGAAGCCUGUCAUGUAUCAGGAUGUUAGAAAGCUUGAACCCAGCGAGAUGCGCGCAGAAGAAAUCCGCAGAAACUCUUUGCUUAAAGAGGAUGAUAACUCGACUUCUCGUCGUGGUGGUACCACUACAAUCUGGGAUAGUGGUGUGGGAGGACUCUCUUCUACAAGCAACAUUAACUCCCACCUGGAAGACACGGACAGUGUCUGUCUGGACCUGGACGGCCUUUCACACAGUGGCGGGAGCGACUUGGAGGAAGGGGUGCAAUUUUCUAUCUGGGUGUCCUUUUACGAGAUCUACAAUGAGUUCCUGUAUGAUCUGCUGGAUGCUUCACCCUCCCUGCAGCCCCGGAAAAGGGCCACACUGCGCCUUAGUGAAGACAAGCUGGGCAAUGCUUAUAUUAAAGAACUCACCUGGAUCCAGGUACGGACUGCAGAGGAAGCUUGGAAGAUUCUUAGGGGCGGACACCGUAAUCAGAGCUUUGCCAGCACUCACCAUAACCAAAAUUCCAGCCGGAGCCACAGCAUCUUUUGCAUCCGAGUCCUUCGAGUUCCACCACAGAAAGAGUCAGGCCAGGCCAUGCACAUCAGUGAACUGACGGUGUGCGAUCUGGCUGGAUCCGAACGCUCCAAAGAUCAGCGUAACGGUGAGAGGAUGAAAGAGGCCAACAACAUCAACACCUCCCUUCUAACGCUGGGCCGCUGCAUUGCUGCUCUGAGGCACAACCAGAACAACAAAUCACGACCCCCUCAAGUGGUGCCCUUUAGGGACAGUAAACUGACCCGAGUGCUGCAGGGUUUCUUCUGCGGCAGAGGAACCUCUAGUAUGGUGGUAAACGUGAACCCAUGUGCCUCCGUCUACGAUGAGACACUCCAAGCUCUAAAGUUCUCUGCUAUUGCUACUCAGCUGGUCCAUGGCCCAUCGACAAAGACCAGAGUGGCCUACAUCCUUUCUCUCCUACAUGAGCCAACAGAAAAUGGUAACGAAAGCACAGUUUUGGAGGAGGAAGAUGAGAGCGAUGAAGAAGAAGGAGACAUUACCAUGUUAAAUACUGAGGCUUUGCUGCAUGCCAUCAAUGUCCUGAAGAGAGAGGUGCAGCGCCAGCGGGAAGAGAAGGAAGUCCUUGAGGCAAACGUGAGAGAGCAGGUGGUCUCUGAAAUGAUGGAGGUCAUCUCUAACAUGCAAGAUGACUUCAGCGAGACCUUGGAGGCUGAGAAGGCUCUGGUUGAAGAGAGGUGUGAGGACAGGGUGACUAACCUGCAGAAGCAUUUGAAGACAUUCUACAGCCAGGAGCUGAUGGAGCGUGAUCAGGAAAUUGAGGCAUUAUCUGCUGCCCUUGAAGCAGCAAGAUCUGCCCCUGCAUCCACGUCAGAGGCUGAAACGGAAAACCUUCGCCGUUCUAAGCGCCUCACUGCUCAAAAAGAACACGUCAGAACACUAAACGCAGAACUGGACCAAUGCCGCGAAGAGGUGUUGGUCAAGACACAAGAGCUGACGAAUGUCAAGUUGCAGCUGGACGUCCCAGGUUCAGCGGGUUCCGGCACCGGUGCUGUUGAUCGCAAGUUGGAGGAAGGUCAACGGAACCUGCGUCAGCUGCGCCUGGAUCUGCAGAGGCUUGGGGCAGAUCUGCAGUCCGGGGAAAGAGCCUGCUGCCGCAACACAGGCGGGGAGCGGCUGCGUCAGGCAUUAACAGCUGCAGACGAUACUCUAUCCAAACAGGAUCAAAUCCUGGUGGAGCUGCAGAAUAGCCUGAUUCUGAUCAAAGCUGAUUUAAGGCGGAAAGCAGAGACCCUUGCCCAGACAGAGGCCCUUCGGCUCCAACUCCCCCCCUCGGGUUUUGCAGCCCCCAACACCCCAGGUUCCUGUAAAAAGAGAGGCUGCGCAGCUGCUGCACCAAGCGAGGCUGAAAACCGGCCCCCACAGAAACGGCCCCUUUUCCACUCUCUGUUCCCAACACGCACUCCCAAUCGUAAAUACAACACGCGCGCUGUUGAAGAAGCAAACACAACCCCUUACUCACGGAUCUUGCGCUCUCGCCAGCAGUCUCCGCCUCCCAGCCCUCUGCUCACCCGUGGUCUCAGGGGGAGGUACUAAGCUGUUUCAAGCUUAUUAUUUUUAUUAUUAUUUUUAUAUUAUGCAUAAAGUACUUGCUGGUAACUUUAUAUUAUUUUCAUAUCCACUUUUUGUAGUGCAGUUACUUCACGUAUUUUAUGCCAAAUACUAAUUUUGAUGCCAGUGAAACUGUACAUGCUUCAAAUAGGGAUACUGUAAUCUAUUAAGGGAUUUGAGGUGGCCUUGAUUAGAGCUACUCAGUGUUAUGGACUGUAUGCUGUGUGUAAUUAACCGUCCCUGAAACGCCUCCACAUCUUUGCUUUGUCCACAAUAAAAUCUGUAAAACCUCA
Molecule: messenger RNA, 3198 nt
Organism: Betta splendens (Siamese fighting fish)
Lineage: Eukaryota; Metazoa; Chordata; Actinopteri; Anabantiformes; Osphronemidae
Gene: kif20a
Product: kinesin family member 20A
Exons: 19
Coding region: 167-2890 (907 amino acids)
Biological process (GO): microtubule-based movement; mitotic spindle assembly
Cellular component (GO): nucleus; spindle microtubule
Molecular function (GO): plus-end-directed microtubule motor activity; ATP binding; microtubule binding
Source: RefSeq, a predicted model, not a curated record